GACUACAUUGCCAAGUUCCUUGGACUCUCCAGUGACGCCCAGGCUAACGAGACCCAGGAAAAGACGAUGCCGCUCAUGCAGGGGUUGAAGACUUUCCCCAAGGCUGCUCUCUGGUCCAUCGUCCUUUCCACCGCAAUAGUUAUGGAAGGCUACGACACCAGCUUGUUGAGCUCUCUUUACGGUCUUUCAGCCUUCCAAGAGAAGUACGGUGUUCCUAGCAAAAAGGGAGGAUACCAGAUUGAACCCAAGUGGCAGACUGCCUUGAGUAUGUGUGUGCGUGUCGGUGAGCUCAUAGGGUUGUUUGCUGCUGGUAUCAUUGCUGACAGAAUUGGAUACCGCUGGACCUUGAUUGGCUCUCUCUUCGCUGUCAUUUGCUUUAUCUUUAUCGUCUUUUUUUCGCUGAGUCUCGGAAUGCUUGCUGCCGGCGAGACUUUGUUGGGGUUACCGUGGGGUGCUUUCCAGACCUUGACGGUUUCCUACGCCUCGGAGGUCUGUCCAUUAGUCUUGAGAUUCUACUUGACCACUUACGUCAACAUUUGCUGGGUCCUCGGACAGUUGAUCGCUUCGGGUGUUUUGAAGGCCUACGUCGGCUCUACCUCGAAGUGGGCUUACAGGAUUCCUUUUGCGCUCCAGUGGAUGUGGCCUAUCCCAGUCAUGAUUGGUAUCUACUUGGCGCCAGAAUCCCCAUGGUGGUUGGUUAAGAAAGGAAGGAUUUCCAAGGCCAGAAAGUCAUUAGGCAGAUUGAUUUCCGAGAACGAACAUAUCCCGGAUAAGGCUGUUCUUGUGGAUGCAAUGGCUAUCAAAAUUCAGUUAGCUAACGAAGAAGGUGCCUCUUUGCUGGCAGGUUUCUCAUACUUUGAUUGUUUAAAGGGCGUCAACCGGAGAAGAACCAGAAUCGGUGCCAUUGUCUGGCUCAUUCAAUGCAUGACUGGCUCCACCUUGAUGGGAUACUCCACUUUCUUCUAUGAACAGGCUGGUAUGAAUAAAAGCAAUGCAUUUACGUUCACAAUUGUGCAGUAUGUUUUGGGUCUCAUCGGCACUGUCGGGUCUUGGUUCGUUUCUCAGAGGGUUGGUAGGUUCAAGAUCUAUUUCUUCGGUCUCUGCACUCAGUCCUUUAUUCUUCUUUUAAUCGGAAUUCUUGGAUGCCUCAAAUCGAAGGGUGCCUCGUGGGGAAUUGGGUCGCUUUUACUCGUCUUUGUCUUUGUGUAUGAUUUGGCCAUUGGUCCGGUAUGCUACUGUCUUGUUACCGAGAUCCCAUCUGCCAGAUUGAGAACCAAGUCGGUUAUCAUCUCCAGAAAUUUGUUCAACGUUGGUGCCAUUAUCAACGCUGUCUUGACGCCGUACAUGUUGAAUCCAGAUGCUUGGAACUGGAAGGCUAAGGCCGGAUUCUUAUGGUCUGGCUUUGCUCUUCUCGGUGCCACUUGGUGCUGGUUCGAGUUGCCUGAGACCAAGGGCAGAACUUUUGCUGAGUUGGAUGCCUUAUUCAAGAACAAGGUCAAGGCCAGAGACUUUGUGAAAACUGAGGUUGUCACUUUUGAUGCUCAUGCGAUGAUGGAGAGGUUAGGUGAAGAAGGGUUGAAGAAGGUGGUGCAAGAUACCGAAGGUGCCACCACCACUGGCUAUGCCAAUGGAAGGGAAUUCUCUCCUUAAGAUUUUCUUUAUAAUUUCUUCCAAGAUAUUCUUUCUGGGUGGGUGUUUUACCCACCUGUUUUCCUUUUAAUUCUUCUAUCCAGUUGACCUGGU
Molecule: messenger RNA, 1743 nt
Organism: Babjeviella inositovora NRRL Y-12698
Lineage: Eukaryota; Fungi; Ascomycota; Pichiomycetes; Serinales
Exons: 1
Coding region: 67-1650 (527 amino acids)
Biological process (GO): transmembrane transport; carbohydrate transport
Cellular component (GO): membrane
Molecular function (GO): carbohydrate:proton symporter activity
Source: RefSeq, a predicted model, not a curated record